Molecule: messenger RNA, 2777 nt
Organism: Danio aesculapii
Lineage: Eukaryota; Metazoa; Chordata; Actinopteri; Cypriniformes; Danionidae
Gene: lrwd1
Product: leucine-rich repeats and WD repeat domain containing 1
Biological process (GO): establishment of protein localization to chromatin; chromatin organization
Cellular component (GO): nuclear origin of replication recognition complex
Molecular function (GO): chromatin binding; protein binding
Source: RefSeq, a predicted model, not a curated record
AUGUCUAGCAACACCCCUGAGACUCACAAGAGGAAUGAUGAAGAUAUACUUGAAGACCUGGAGCUCAGCAAACAGAUCAGCAUGGAGCAAGUGGAGAAACAGGGAAAUACACCUCAACUGGAGAGCAGCGUGUGGAGAAAAAUAGGAAUCACACACCUCAGCAAUGACUGGAAACUGAUGAUCAGGAAUAUCCUUCAAAGGCAGAAAGAUGGAUCAGUUUUCUCCAUGUUGCUGUUUGAACUUGACCAAGGUGAGUUCAAAACCGACGAUACAAGUGGAGCCACGCACAGUUUCCUGAAGCAUCACAUGGGCCCAUCUGUGAUGUUCUUAGCGCCCGCCAUUAUAAGGUCUGCUUUAAACACAACACUCACAGUUUCAAUGAGUGCAGCCAUGGAGAGUACAGAGAAGAUACUGCUGGAGAAAAGCUCUCCAAAGACGAACAAACUGGACCAGAUCAAGACUCUCAAUCUUUCCCGCAUGAAUCUGAAGAGCGAGGAUCUGCCUGUGCCUCUGCUGUCUAAACUGUGUCGUCUAGAGAAGUUGGAUUUGUCUGGGAACAUGUUGCAGAAGAUUCCCAAAGGCCUCCGUCUGCCCUGCCUGAAGAUCCUGAACUGCUCAAACAAUGACAUGGAGGACGUGUCGUCGCUGGAAGCCCUGAAAAACGUAGAGGAACUUAGACUAGAGGACAACCUUUACCUCACAGUGAACGAUGAACACAAAGUGAUCUUCCUGUUACCUAAUCUGAGGAUGUUCAAUGGGAAGGAUAUCAGCUCAACAGCUCAUCAUAUUCGCCAUGGGAGCUCUGAGAUCCUCAGGAAGCGAGUCUUGGGUGUGUGGGAACGAGACUUCAGUCUCCCUGAUCCCAUUUCGACAAUAAAGCCUUGCUGCUGUUGAGAAGAGCUUUGUAGCGCUGCCUGCACAAAANNUCAAAAUGGCCCCAGUUCCUUGAGUGAUUACACAAAGUGGAGGGUCAGUAUUAUUGCAAAAGAGUAUUUGAAGUCCCUGACCAGUAGUGAGGAGGAAGAACAGGUCGCAGACACAACUCCAACAAAGGAGAAUAAGACAAAGGCCCAUGAUGUUGGUGGCAACAGUAUCACAAGUCCUCAAAAACGCACCAGAAACAACACUGAUGUGAUUGCAGAGGCCAGUCCACGAAAGUCAAGUCGCCUGGCGAGUGCAGCUCCGGUUGAGGCUAGUCCACGAAAAUCAGCCCGCUUGUCGAACACUCCACAGAAAACUCAGCCUGUGGUGUCCAGCCCCAAAAAGCAUACAAGAAUGACCAGUGCGGAGACUCCGGAGAGCAGUCCUAGAAAGUCUAGUCGCUUGGAAAAUGUAACUCAGAAAGCUGCUAGCCAAACAGAAAGCCCCAGAAGUGCCAAAGGCCCUGGAAUCUCUACACCCCAAUCAAAACAGGCUAAAUGUGAGAGCCCAAGAAAACAAAGCAAACAGAGCACCGCCAAAACUGAGAAAAGCACACCUCGGAAAACUACCAUAGCCAAACUUCAAGUUCCUCAGGAGCCGGUGAGUCUGACGCCUCUUCAUGUCCUGCAGUGUCACAGUCGACAGAACAGUCCAGACGACUUCAGCACUCAGCUUUGGGCCUGUGCUUUUGAGCCCCAGCAGGACGACAGUAUCGACAUCAGUGGUGGCUCUCGGACAGUUGCCACAUGCGGAGGAGAAACUUUGUGUGUGAUCGACUGUGAAUCAGGACAUGUGCUAAAGAAAUACAAGGUUCCUGGUGAGGAGUUUUUCUCUCUAGCCUGGUCCACGGUGCUGAUGUCCAGAACAGGUGGCUCUGCUCGUCCCUGCAAUAUCCUGGCUGCUGGGGGAAAGAGGGGUUUUGUAAAGCUCAUCCAUCCCAGAGUCAACCUGGCAUUCGGAGAGUUUCGCGCCAGUCGAUGUGCCAUUUCCAUAAUACGAUUCAAUUCACGCAAACCUACCUUUCUCUUCACUGGGACGUAUGAAAAUAAGAUCUUUUUGUGGGACAUCGGUGGACUGGAUCAGGAUUACAACUUUAAAAUCAGUAAGCUGCUAACCCUGGAGACGAGCUCCUCUCCUCUUAAUCUAGCUCUGAUCCCCUCGUCUCCAGACACACAUCUGCUUUCAGGCUGUGAUAAAGGGCUGUACUGCUUUGACGUCCAGCUCAGUAAAAACACACAAAAGAGAAAUGAAGAGAUUGAGAUUGUAUUUCCAAUCUACAAGAAAAAUGACAAGACAAACAACUACCAGACUAUUGAUGGAUUGAGCUUCCUUUCUGAUGAUGUAGUGGCAUCCAAGAGCCACAUGCAGGGCUCAAUCUACCUGUGGAGCUGGAGUGCCACACGGGCAUCAUGGAAUGGCAGAAAGAAAGAGGUGUCGGCUGUUAUUCUGGCAGAGCUGCAAUGGUCCAGUACUGAUAUCCCAUACCUGUCUUUAGGCACCUGCCCAGGUUAUGGUUAUGUAGUAUGUGGAGAUGAGCAAGGCAGACUGUGGAUGUAUCAUAUUACAGACACCAUGAUGGAAAACUUCAAGAGUGGAAAAACAAUCUCAGCCACUGAGGUGCUGCAGUGGCCGUCACCGAUCAGAGCUGGAAAGGGUGCUUUAGAGGGGCCGUCUAUUAACAGCACCGCCAUGGAUCCUGGUCUCCAUUAUUUGGUGGCCCUUACUGACAAGAACAUGGCUGUGGUUUGGAAAAGAGAGAGUCACUGAGUAUUUUGCGCUUUGUUAUUGACUUGAAUAGUAAUCAUGGUUUUGUAAGGAAAACAUGACUUGAAAAGAAAAUUGCAGACUUCACCUGU